Messenger RNA from Trichosurus vulpecula (common brushtail), 1899 nucleotides. It is a transcript of the gene VAMP7, whose product is annotated as vesicle associated membrane protein 7. Gene Ontology annotation, biological process: vesicle fusion; exocytosis. Gene Ontology annotation, cellular component: membrane; SNARE complex. Gene Ontology annotation, molecular function: SNARE binding; SNAP receptor activity. The record is from RefSeq and is a predicted model, not a curated record. The transcript is spliced from 8 exons. Lineage: Eukaryota; Metazoa; Chordata; Mammalia; Diprotodontia; Phalangeridae. Bases 309 to 971 code for a protein of 220 amino acids.
GCGCAGCCCGGGCGCCAGCUCGGACCUCCGCUUGGGGUCCCUCUCACCCCUCCCCCUCCCUGAUUGUUGCAUUCAGUUACGAGGGAAGCGUCAUUAGCCCGGCUGGUCGUAGGCGUGCGCGCGCAAACGGCACCCGCUGCCUCUCCACCUUCGACUGUAUAUGCCCCUCCCCCUCACGCACCCACGCACGCACCCAGCAUUCCGAACCUCCCUCCUCCCGGGCAACGCAGCAAGCUGGGCCGAGCGAUCCUCUGCCGCCGAUUGGGGCCGCUCGGGCGGGCCGCCCUGCUGCCACUGAGAUUGAAAGCAUGGCUAUCCUUUUUGCAGUUGUUGCCAGAGGCACAACCAUUCUUGCCAAACAUGCUUGGUGUGGCGGAAACUUCCUGGAGGUGACAGAGCAGAUUCUGGCUAAAAUACCCUCUGAAAAUAACAAACUUACUUAUUCACAUGGAAAUUAUCUGUUUCACUACAUCUGCCAAGACAGGAUUGUGUAUCUUUGUAUCACAGAUGAUGAUUUCGAACGUUCCCGAGCCUUCAGUUUUCUGAAUGAAAUCAAGAAGAGGUUUCAGACUACUUAUGGUUCCAGAGCACAAACAGCCCUUCCCUAUGCCAUGAACAGUGAGUUCUCCAGCGUUCUGGCUGCACAACUGAAACAUCACUCUGAGAACAAAAACGUGGACAAAGUGGUGGAGACUCAAGCCCAAGUGGAUGAACUAAAAGGAAUCAUGGUCCGGAACAUUGAUCUAGUGGCCCAACGAGGAGAAAGAUUGGAGUUACUGAUAGAUAAAACAGAACAUCUGGUAGAUUCAUCAGUCACCUUCAAAACUACUAGCAGGAACCUUGCCAGAGCCAUGUGUAUGAAGAACCUGAAGCUCACCGUCAUCAUCAUCAUCGCAGCAAUGAUCUUCAUCUACGUUGUUGUGUCAGUCGCCUGUGGUGGGCUUACCUGGCCAAGCUGUGUGGCGAAAUAAAGUCAGAACAAUCUUAAGCCAAGAACAUAAGGGAGCAAGGAUUUAAGAAGCAACCCAAGUAACUUCCUCCUGAUUGCUACUGUCCAUCCCUUCCUUCCACUUUUCUUCCAUCAUCCCCAGACUGCACUUUUCUUUGUGUAUCUCAGUGCCCCCAAUUGGAGCCAUCCAGUCCACUGCUUCUGCACCACUGCCACCUUGGUUGGAAAGGGACUUGUCAUUUUGAACUCUUUGCUGUCACCCAGAUGGAGCCAUCCAGGUCUCCAAUUGCUACUUGAGAAUAAAGAGGGCACACAUGUUGGUGUGACCAUAUACACCGAAGCAUUUGCACUUUAAUGGAAUCCAAUGCAUCUCAGCCUCAUCCCCUCUGAUAUGUAUGGACGGACACCAUUCCGAGUAGAGAAUCAGUAGUGAGGGCACACCUUUGCUCCUUUUGGGGGGUUGGAAUUCCAGGAUUGGUGCUGUCCGUCCGUUCAUGUAGAGUCCACUCAAGGCCUAUCAUUGCUAACCAGGUGGGGAUCAGAUCAAUGAUUAAUAGAAAGCACCUGUUGGAAUUCCUCAAGUCCAUUCAUCCCAUAUCGUAUUUUCUGGCAUCCAGUUCAGAAAAAUGGACCAAACUGUUUCUCUGCUUUUCUGUUGCAAUUGAGUUGAAAAAGUGAUGGUUUCAUUCCUGUCCAAAGUUGGAACAAUGUUGCUACUUUCCCUGUUGUGUGUUUAAGUAUUUUUGUCCUCUUUGGGGGAGGGGCUCUUCAGAUCAACCCUCUUGUUCCCAAAGUGGUUAGAACUGCUUUGGCCAAGCAUGAUACAGGAAGAGACACUCUUAACAGCUUGGAUUGGCUUGGAAGUUAUUUAAGUAGAACACAGGAAAUCUUUUUCUUAUGGGGGCUUAACAGUUCUGUUGUCUUGAAUGAAUAAACUGAAUGCCAAGUCA